Gymnodraco acuticeps is the source of this 2854-nucleotide messenger RNA. RefSeq names its product phospholipase A2 group III (gene pla2g3). The record is from RefSeq and is a predicted model, not a curated record. The transcript is spliced from 7 exons. NCBI's taxonomy places the organism in Eukaryota, Metazoa, Chordata, Actinopteri, Perciformes, Bathydraconidae. Gene Ontology annotation, molecular function: A2-type glycerophospholipase activity. Gene Ontology annotation, biological process: phospholipid metabolic process; arachidonate secretion. Bases 105 to 1742 code for a protein of 545 amino acids.
UGUCAAGCUGUCAUUGAGUCCUCAGUGGGUGGAGGAUUCAUUCGUUUUAGAUUUAAAGUUUAACAGCCCCUCUCUUUCAGCCGCUUUUUUCGCGCUUUUUCAACAUGACGCACAUCUCUCAUUUUCUCACUCUCAUUUUAACUUUAUCCCUCCUGAGCUGCACGGCUGCAGAAGCGUCUAUCCUCUGCACCUGGACUAAAGUGUUGUCUAAUAAAGAGGUGCAUUACGUCUUUCUCCACGGUGAUGCCUCUCCAUCUCUGCGGCUCUACCACAGCGCCUGGUCCGAGCAGCGCGCACUGCUCAGCUGCACUUGGAGCGACGACGCAGCAGUGAUCCAAAACUAUUUCUCUAUAUGCCGUGAGCGCAGGGACGAGUUCUCAGAUCAUCCAGAUAAAAGUAUCGAUUUGGACUCCAUGUUGAAUGCAGAGGGGCUGUGCGUCUCUUUGGCUUCUCCAGGAGAUGGAGGACAGGAGGUGCGCACAGGAAAGAGGCUGGUGAGGAGCGUCAGUGGACACUCGGCAGCUGAGAAUCAUCAAGGUCAAGCUGAAAGGUCAGAGGUCAGGACUCACCAGCGUGUAAAGCGUGGCUUUAUUGUGCCAGGGACUCUGUGGUGCGGCUCUGGCAACAAGGCGCCAUCAUAUGCAGAUUUGGGAGUGUUUUCAGAUACUGACAGCUGUUGUCGUGAACAUGACCAGUGCAAACACACCAUCCUGUCCUUUCAAUCCAAGUUUGGGGUCUUCAACAGCAACAUCUUCACCAUGUCUCACUGUGACUGCGACAACAUGUUUCACAGUUGUCUGAUUAAUGGGAACGACAGCAUAUCUGAUGUGGUGGGAUACACUUUCUUUAACCUGCUGAAGAUGCACUGCUUUGAGUUCUCACACAGACUCCAGUGUGCUCAGAGAAACUGGUUUGGAAUGUGCAAAGAGACUGCAAUGGCUCUCUAUGCUGAGGUUCAUCCACCCUCCCUGUACGAGUCUACCAAUACAACAGAGGUGAACAACACAGACUUCACCAUGAACACCACCUCACCCACAGAGCUGCUGGGGAGCAGCAUUUCAGACUCCAUCGCUGCUGCUGUUUCCACAGUCCCUACGCCUUUAACAAGUUCCCCCUCCACCUCCAUCACACCUGUGACCAACGUUACCUCAUCCACAUCAGAGGGAUCAACACCUGAGAGGAUCGAUGAUCUGCAGAACACUUUACUGACCAAACAACAAACUCCAUCUGAGCUGGACAUCACAGAGAAGCAGCUGUCCUGUGCCGUCUACAAGGAUCUCGAUGAGUGCAGGAAUAAGAUCCCUCCGCAGCAGGAAAGAUACGGCCUCCACAACACAGAGGCCAGGACGAUGUACCACUGCAACUGUACCACCAGAUUAUUCCCGACUUUGGCUAAACAGAGACAACUGACCGAAGUGCAGGCUCUUCUGCUGGGACAUGUGUCUGAAUCCUGCUUCCUGCUACAGGACUGCACUGCAGGCAAACUCUGUGGAGCAGUUCUGGUGAAAGCAGAGCUUCCUGAGAGGAGCAGAGCAGAAAUGGAGGUGCAGCACCACCUACAGGCUGUCAGGCUGAAGGUGAGAAGGCCCAACGUGAGGAGAACGAGGAGGAAGAACAGAGCAGGCAGGCUUCACAAACUGUGUCUGAGGAUGGUCCGGCCCAGACUCAACAUGAACAAGACCCGAAAACUAGGUCAGGAGGACACACAUCAGCCAGCUGUAAGAGGAAGAGAGCUUGCCUGAGAGUAAAAAGUAUGGAGAGUCAAAGUGUUCCGAAAUACUGAAAUACAUAAGAUGUUAUUUAAGGUCAUUUUCAUUUUAUUCCAGCACUUAAUUUAAUGUUAAGUCUUCUUUCUUCCAAGGUUCCUUUAUCCUUCGUUCCAGAUGACAGUUUUGGCCUGAAAGACCAGACAUUAUUUUUCCACUUAAUUUAAGUUAGUUUAUGAAUCAUUCAACAUCAUUCCAAGGGAUAAUAAUUAAAGGUGGGGUAGGUAAUUUUGAAGAAACCAGCUCGAGUGCGCUAGAAUAAAAAAAAAAAAUCUGCCACUUCCUUACAGAGCCCUUCCUCCAACACACAUGAACGCGCACAUAACCAAUAGAGUGGCGAAGUCACGCCCAUCUACUUCCGCCCCAUGGGACCUUAUUUCUGAAAAAUUAUGUGUUGAAGUCAAUGGAGAGAGAAAACGUAUCUUUCGAUCCCGUUUGAAUUGUACCAUGAAUUACACAUGAUGUUUGUCAAUCUUAAAAAAUCAUUUCCAUGUCAAAAAAGUCACAGUUUGUCUUAAAACUGUUGAAAUAUAAAACUAUGAAAAAUACGCAACUAGAAAGACUACAAAUCCCAGAGUCGAGUACAUUAACAUUACACAUUACACUCGUGUUACUCACUGAAACCUUGUAGGCCUAUAGCCGGUCCCGCAUGCUGGCUCUUACGGAACCGACUAACUCCCCUUUUGUGUAUGUACAGCUCUCAACAUGCCCCAGACUUCUUUUUUUCACCUCUUUUAAUACUUUUCACUUCAUUCUGAAAGAAAGAGGUGAAAUGUGCUAAUGUCACGACCAUCUUGGUGUUGGUGACGUAUGCGAGACCAGAGAUGUAGUUCAUUCAGCGCUUCAAACAAAAAUGUUGUUACUUCACAGUUUUACGACACAUUUAAAAAAUGUUGACUUGCAAAAUUAUCUUUUAAAUUGACAAACAUCAUAUGUGUAAUUCGUUGCACAAUUCAAACGGAAUCAAAAGAUAAUCUUUCUCUCUCCAUUGACCGAAAAAAGGUCCCAUGGAGGUCCCCCGGAAGGGGAGGGACUUCGCCACUCUAUGAGGGCACGAGAUAAGUUUGUGCACAGAUGGAAGGCUGACA